Messenger RNA from Diversispora eburnea, 705 nucleotides. The record is from the annotation of a GenBank genome assembly. NCBI's taxonomy places the organism in Eukaryota, Fungi, Glomeromycota, Glomeromycetes, Diversisporales, Diversisporaceae.
AUGGAAAAUUGGCCACCCCAGAAUGGAGAAUCAAGUACUACACCUCAAUCGACAGAUGUUGUUACCAAAGGCCAAACAUCAAGUGAACAACCUUCUAACAGAGUAAUCAUGUUACUGGGACUUGAUCCUAAUACUACUACGGGAAUGAUAUCAAAAGCAUUUCGUGAACAUGGUUUACAAGUAACGGUGGAUUAUCAAAGGGAUGAUACCAUAGGUUAUGUUCAACUUUAUUUAGAUAUCGCCAAAGAAGUAUCGGAACGUAUUAUGAGUAACGGUGGUUUAAGGAUUGGUACAGAUGUAGCAGUAUUACGUGCAUUAGAAGUAACGGCAAGAUCAUCACCAGGAAAUUGUAAAACUUCAGGAAAAGUUCGAUAUCAAAGACGUAAUAACAGACAAAAUCCCUAUCAAAUUAUGGAAUUAGAAGAUGGCGUUGAUACGUUAUCAUCAUCAUCAAAAUAUAUUAGACAAAAUCAUCAACGAAUGGCAAAACCUCAAAGGAGGAGAAAAAAGAAAUCAGAUAAAACAUUGAAUAAAUCAGCAUUAAAAAAAACAAAAGCUAGUACAAAGAAACGAUUAAGUUUUAUAGAAAACGAAGAAUCCACUGCCAAUACCACGCCAUCAUUUGAUACUCUUGAUGAUCAUUCAUUUGACACUCCAUCAUUUGGCACUCCACCAUUUGACACUUCACCAUUUGAUGUCGAUUGA